GUGGACUCCAUCAUUUAAACAGCUACCAAGAAAAGAAGCUAAAGAGCAUCCAUCCAUCUAUCUACUGAAACAACCAACAGGAACGCACAGAGAAACAUGCAUCUGUCUGCCAUUUCCCUCCUUGGCCUCCUCCUCAUCUUGAACAUGAGGCUGGUCAGCACAUAUCCCAUCAACACCAGCUUGACUGACACUGACAUGGACAUCUUAAAGUCGAUCCUUCACAGACUAGAAGAGUCUGUUUCAGAGCAGACUGAGGUGGACCCUGUCCAGAGGAAUAGUCUGAACAUCCUCAACAUAGAGGAGGAUGCAAAUGAACAUCAGCUCCCAACUGGUUUGGAUGAGGUGGCAAUCAGGGACUUUCUCUCAGCCAAGAACCUGAAGAACGUCCGCAAUGACUCGUCCAGGAGAUCCUCUGGUUGCUUUGGUCGACGUAUGGACAGAAUAGGCUCAAUGAGCUCUCUUGGGUGCAACACUGUCGGCAAAUACAAUCCAAAGUAAAGAUGAAGUCUUACCACCCAAAUUCUGGAACUGCAAUGUCUCUACCAAAUGAUAUUUUUAUUUGAAUGCUAUUUAUUUGCUAAUAUUUAUUAAAUAUUGUUUGUGGCUUAUAAGUAUAUUUUUGAAACUGAUGUAAGACUGUUCUUUAUGUACUGUUGAGUUUUAAUAAAUGUUUACAA
Messenger RNA from Larimichthys crocea (large yellow croaker), 677 nucleotides. It is a transcript of the gene nppb, whose product is annotated as natriuretic peptide B. Gene Ontology annotation, biological process: cGMP biosynthetic process; receptor guanylyl cyclase signaling pathway; neuropeptide signaling pathway. The record is from RefSeq and is a predicted model, not a curated record. Gene Ontology annotation, molecular function: hormone receptor binding; hormone activity. Bases 97 to 498 code for a protein of 133 amino acids. Lineage: Eukaryota; Metazoa; Chordata; Actinopteri; Sciaenidae. The transcript has 3 exons. Gene Ontology annotation, cellular component: cytoplasm; extracellular region.